GGACAUUCUCUGCCCCCGCAGCCGCAUGAACUCUGCCUCCCUCAUCCAGCCGUUCGGAGGCAUCCAGCUGCAACGCGACGGCAGGAUCUUUUGGGGCCAAAUGUUCGUGAUCAAGCUGGGCUGCCCCAUGUUCUUCCACGACUUCCCUUUCGACGUCCAGGUUUGCAAGAUCGAGAUGGCGAGCUAUUUCCACAGCGUCCGCGACAUGUCCUUCGCCUGGCACGGCGACGGGAUCUCAGCCUCUCCCAGCAUCGAGAAGCUCCUCGGGAAUUACGAGUUCGCUUUCGUCCAGGAGAACGUCACUUCUUGCAAAACCAUUGGCUACGUGUUUGGGAAAUACCCCUGCCUUCGCUCCAAGAUGACGUUCAAGCGCCGCUACCGCAACUACCUGCUGGGCGUGUACGUUCCUUCCUCCCUCUUCGUGGUGGUGUCGUGGGCGUCCUUCUUCUGGCCAGCAGAGGCCAUCCCCGCCCGCACCGUGCUGCUCAUCACCGCUCUGCUGACCACCAUUUCCCUGUAUUCCGGCGUCCAGCAGAUGACCCCGGCGGCCAACUACACGCGGGCCAUCGACACCUGGUUCUUCGCGUGUAUCAUGGCCGUGGCGAUGGCCUUAUUCCAGUACGCAAUUAUCCUCCAAAUUCGCAAUCGGCAGAAACUGGUCGUGAGCACCAGGGUUAAACCUAUGAAUUCUUCGGAAUCGACGGACGACGCAAGAGACUACUGGCUGGCCAUGGAGAGGAAGGUCGAGUUGGGCGCCAAGAUACUGUACGUUCUCGCCUUCCUUUUGUUCAACCUGGUGUAUUGGGUGAGGUACCUGAUGUGAAAACGAGAGACCGCAUAGAAUACAAAAGUUGUAUGCGGAUGGCAAAGGGACAAAAGUGUUCGUGUGUAUUUGCUGCAUGUAUUUACCUAACUAACAAACACGUUGUUACAAGUAAUAGCCAGCUCUCAAUAGAAAUCACUGUUUUUUCAUGUUCACGCACUUUUAUUCUUGACAUAAAUAUAACAAUCCUCAUCUAA
This is a messenger RNA of Penaeus vannamei (Pacific white shrimp), 1020 nucleotides long. The record is from RefSeq and is a predicted model, not a curated record. Lineage: Eukaryota; Metazoa; Arthropoda; Malacostraca; Decapoda; Penaeidae.